UCCCGACACAACUUAUAAAUAAUAAGCCAUAAAACAUAGAAAAUAUCACGGGAUGAUAUUUAGUUUCUUCUAAUAAUUUGUUUUGCCCCGGCAAAGCUCGCAGAAAGCCAAGGCUCCACACCACGUUCAAAUCGAAUCAAAGCGCCGCCAUUCAGCAAUCGAACGAUUUUCAACAAUCAAAAUAGUUAAUGGUUAAAUAGUAACAAAAAGAAAUGCAUCCGUGAGUGGGGGAAUUUUGGCGAAGCAGCAGUGGAAGGAGAAACGGAUAACGGCGAAGGGCGUGCAAGGCAGAAGUAACGGUUCCUGGCGGCGUGUGUGCGAGUGUGUGUAAAAAUGUGCUUGGCGGACGACAAAAGCAACGGGAUGCGAUUAUUGCGGGUGCGGAAUUAAAUUCACUCGAAUUAAUGCGAGGCGCGUGUUUUUGCAACUCCUUUGGACCUUCGAAAUUUGCAUCCUUGACGAGGCGGAAUAAUGAAUCGAUGACUAUUUGCUGCUGAUACGGCCACAUCUGCCAGCUGUCUUGGGACCUCUGCAACCGCUCGCCCCCUCUCGCUCGCUCGCUCGCUUGCUCACUCGUCCUGUUAUCCUGUGGAGCCCCGAGCGGCGAGCACCAACAACAAGAAGCCAGACUCCAACCGGAAGGCCUGCGCAGGAGAGAGUGAGAGAGAGAGAGAAACUGCGCCAGAGGACUCUCCGCCGGCUGGUGAAGAGGAGAAGGGAGGGAGAGAGCGCAAGGACGAGAGGCGGAAGUGGUGACAUCUGUUUUGCCGCUUUGUCAGCGGAUGCUGCUCCUGCCGCUCCUGCCGAACACGAACGAACGCGCACGAGCACGAACGAACAGGGAGCACGACGUGAACAAGUGUGGAAAUUGGAAUUUUUAUUCAAAACAAUGCCUCUGCUGCAACAGUACGACACCCCUGAUUGCUCUGGUUCUGGUGGCAACAUGCGAGCCCUGAGCGGAGGCUCCACCACGGAGCUCUUGCAGAAGCACUCGAUCAGCUCCUACCUGGAUCACCAUCAGCAGCAGCAACAGCAGCAUCAGCUGCAACUGCAGCACCACCAACAGCAGCAACUGCAACACAAUCUGCUGGACAGAUGCAACGACGAUGGAUUGAUAUCCUUUAUCAACGAUCCAAUCACACUGAACGAUCUACUUGGCCUGUGCGGCGGAGGCAGCACUUCCAAUGGAGUGGUCGGUGCCCCCUCGACAUCGAUAGGAGGAGGAGGAGGAGGAAAUGGAAGCGGAGGUGCACCAGGAGCUGCAGCAAACGGUGCAGCAACAACCGGAGUAGGAGGAGCCGGAUCUGGAGGAGCCCUACCACCUGGGCCAGGAGUCGUAACGGGCCAGGGAGGUGGAGUCGCGGGACCAGCAACCGCCGCCACGGGCAACCCAUCCGCCAGCUUCGGUGGCAACGGCAGCGGCAGCGACGUCAAUAAUCUGCUGCUCGCCAGUGCGGCCGCAGCCGCUGCUGCUGCCGCUGCCGCCGGUGAUGGCGUCCAACUGUCCGCCAAUGCGGCGGUCUACGCUCCACUGACGCCCAGCUCGACCCAGUCGUCGGCCUCGCCGGGCACCAAGUCCAGUUUUGACUACUUCCAGUUUGAAAAUGUUGCACAAAGUAACCCACUUAAGGCUUUCCAAAGAACAAACAUCAGCUUCGAUUGCUCUGCACCCUUAUCGCCAAGUACGCCUACAUCUAUUUACAAUCGCUCCUUUCACAGUUCACCUUUAGUCAGCGACAGCAGUAACUCCUCGAGCGGCAACGGCCUCUCCAUGGACUCAAUCAGCAUGCUCUACCACCAGCAGCAGCAGCAACAGCAGCAGCCACAGCAGCCAGGAUACACUAGCCUAGGGAACUCCAUGGGCAGUGGUUUGGGUCUCAGCCUGGCGAACGCUUCCACGCGCUCGAACUCGCCAGAGAGCCAGAACAGCGGACAGUCGAUGAACGAGCCCAACCUACUGGACAUGAUUAAUCUAUUGUCUGUGAAUAGCAAUAAACUAGCCUCAAUGCAGCACCAGCAGCAGCAGCAGCAACAUCACCACCAACAACAGCAGCAACAGCAGCAGCAGCAACAUCAGCUGCAGCAGCAGUACGCCAGCCUGAACAGAAACUACGAGCAGCAGAUGGCCGCCAAUGGAGGUGGCCAGCAGCACGGCUUCGAGCACAACGGCGUGGGAGUGGGUGUGGCCGGCGGAAGCACCGACAACUGCCUCAGCCAGUACACCCUGGAAAACCUCGCCAGCGUGGACAUGGAGCUGGCCAAGCUGCAAAAUCUGCAGCGCAUCAAUACUUUGAAGCUGCUGCAGGCCCAGACGCAGCAGAUGCCACUGAUCAAUCAGCUGCUGCAGAGCUAUGCCGGCAGCACGAUAAGCAGCGUCCCGGGAACCAAUCUCGGCAGCCUGAUGAGCACGGGCGGAGCGUCCAUCGUGUCGGAUAUGACGGGAAGCGUUGGUGGUAACGGCACCACCAACGAUGGCCACCUGGAUCGCGUGGCGAAGUUCCAUCGGAGCUCGGCGGCCCUCUGCGAUGCCACCUGCACCUGGAGUGGCCAGCUGCCGCCACGUUCGCACCGCAUGCUCAACUAUUCUCCCAAGGUCUUCCUCGGUGGCAUUCCGUGGGACAUUAGUGAGCAGUCGCUCAUCCAGAUCUUCAAGCCCUUUGGAUCCAUCAAGGUGGAGUGGCCCGGCAAGGAGCAGCAGGCUGCGCAGCCCAAGGGCUAUGUUUACAUUAUCUUCGAAUCGGACAAGCAGGUUAAGGCCUUGCUCUCGGCCUGUGUGGUCCAGGUGGAUGACUCGCACAGUGGCAGUAACUACUUCUUCAAAAUCUCUUCACGUCGCAUUAAGUCCAAGGAUGUUGAGGUCAUUCCCUGGAUAAUUGCCGACUCCAAUUUUGUGCGCUCCAGCUCCCAGAAACUAGACCCCACGAAGACCGUGUUCGUGGGCGCCCUGCACGGCAAGCUGACUGCUGAGGGCUUGGGAAAAAUCAUGGAUGAUCUCUUCGACGGCGUGCUGUAUGCCGGCAUUGAUACGGACAAGUACAAGUACCCGAUCGGAUCAGGCCGUGUGACCUUCAGCAACUUCCGCUCCUACAUGAAAGCGGUCUCUGCCGCCUUUAUAGAGAUUAGGACCACCAAGUUCACCAAGAAGGUGCAGGUGGAUCCGUACCUGGAGGACGCUUUAUGCUCUAUAUGCGGAGUGCAACACGGUCCCUACUAUUGUCGGGAGUUGUCUUGUUUCCGGUACUUCUGCCGCAGCUGCUGGCAAUGGCAGCACAGCUGCGACAUCGUCAAGAACCACAAGCCCUUGACGCGCAAUUCCAAGUCGCAGAGCCUUGUGGGCAUCGGGCCAUCCUCGUCGACCGUUUCGUUGGCCUCCUCUAGCCACAGCAUUAACGGGGACAACAAGAUGGGCCACAGCCAGCCGCAUCAGCAGCAGCAGAAACACCAUCAUCAGCUCGACCAGCAGUCGCAGCAGCUCAAUCUCAAUAUGAUGGGCAACGCGGGAGCUGCGAGUGCCGCUGCCGCCACAUCGAUGUACACAUUCCAUCAGCAUCAGCAGCGACAACUGCAGAAGCAGCAUUUGCAACAUCGUCAGCAGCAGCAUCAGGCGAUCUAGACUGCUGCGGCUUUUAUCCUCACCGUUUUAACGGAUAUUUCCGCACUACGCAGUGAGUGCGGAAUUUUGGACUUUUAGGCAAAGUAGAAGAAGGACGGCGCAUACGUUUUCGCAGACAGUUUUCUUGCAGCCGAGAUGGAGACCCGGGCUCAUCAUCGUCAUUAUCAUUGUAAACACAGUUUUAUUGAUGUGUAUAUUAGAUCGGUACGAUGUGAAGCUUA
This is a messenger RNA of Drosophila biarmipes, 3834 nucleotides long. RefSeq names its product cytoplasmic polyadenylation element-binding protein 1 (gene orb). The coding region runs from base 890 to 3613 and encodes 907 amino acids. The transcript has 10 exons. NCBI's taxonomy places the organism in Eukaryota, Metazoa, Arthropoda, Insecta, Diptera, Drosophilidae. The record is from RefSeq and is a predicted model, not a curated record. Gene Ontology annotation, cellular component: cytoplasm; neuron projection; synapse. Gene Ontology annotation, molecular function: mRNA regulatory element binding translation repressor activity; mRNA 3'-UTR binding; ribosome binding. Gene Ontology annotation, biological process: negative regulation of cytoplasmic translation.